Sinocyclocheilus rhinocerous is the source of this 1648-nucleotide messenger RNA. RefSeq names its product nudix hydrolase 24, chloroplastic-like. Gene Ontology annotation, molecular function: 8-oxo-dGDP phosphatase activity. Bases 238 to 1149 code for a protein of 303 amino acids. The record is from RefSeq and is a predicted model, not a curated record. NCBI's taxonomy places the organism in Eukaryota, Metazoa, Chordata, Actinopteri, Cypriniformes, Cyprinidae. The transcript is spliced from 9 exons.
CUAUGUGAGCAGCUCUUCAAGGUCUCGUCAUAGAGCUUCAACCAAUCAGCGCGCAGAUCAACAGAACCUGCCACCCAAUCAGCGCUCACAUCAACAGGAACCGCAACAAUGGAGGCGAGCAUGAAGCCCGUGGGUGUAUGACAGCAUGUCAACGGCAAAUCAAGCGCAAAUCCCCCAAAAUCAUAAUGCACGCUUUCUGAACGGACAAUUAACUGUUACACGUGUGAAAUCGACAGAAUGGCUUCGUGGUCGGAGAAAAUGCUCCAACUCCUGCGUCGAAUGAAUAACUUUCAUCUACCAGGUUCUAGUUUAGAGAGCUGUCUACGUUUUGAGGUGGCUGGAGAACAGGUUGGAUGGAUUUCCCCAAAAGUAGCAUCAAUUCUUGGUCGUUUUCCUGCUGUCUUCAGACCAUAUGGGAGCACUAUAACCUUCUGCUCCGGACUUGACACUUUUGAGAGCAGAUCAGUGGCUGUGGAUGAGGUCUUGCAGGAGCUGAGGAGAGAGGCAUCAUUCACCUGUCUCAUAGGCUGGAGAGAUGAGGAUGAAUUCUAUUUUCAGCAAUAUGCUGUGAUGCCCAGGUAUUGCGACCCUCCAUUGAUGUAUAUGGAGAGAGCAGCUACAAGUCUGUUUGGAGUGAAACGGUACGGUGUCCAUGUCAAUGGCUACACUCGGGAUUCAAGUGGCAACCUUAAUAUGUGGCUAGCACGACGAUCUCUGACCAAACAGACGUAUCCAGGAAGACUGGACAACAUGGCGGCUGGAGGACUGGCAGCAGGCUGUAGUGUAAGGCAUACCAUGGUAAAAGAGUGUGAAGAGGAGGCCUGCAUCCCUCCAGGCCUGGCAGAGCAAGCGCGUCCUGUGGGAACUGUGAGCUACACCUACGAAGAUGACGAAGGAAUAUUUCCUGAGUGUCAGUUUGUUUUUGAUUUAGAGCUGCCUCUCAAUUUUCAGCCUCACAUUGGAGACGGAGAAGUGCAAGCGUUUUACUACUAUCCAAUAGAGAAGGUGAAAGAUCUCCUGGUCAGUGAGGAGUUUAAGCCGAACUGUGCCAUGGUGGUUCUGGACUUCCUCAUCAGACAUGCCAUCAUUGAGCCAGACUCAGAGCCCUAUUAUCACGAAUUUGUGGCUGGAUUGCACAGAUCACUGUAAAAACUGACUGAUGGUGUUAAAGCCUGUGUUAACCUGCAACAGUUUGGUAUUUUUGUUAUCUACCUCCGCUUUUAACUCCUAGCAUUGUCAGCAUGUGUACUUGUUUACUAAAGACCACAUCUAGCUGGUGAAGACAUUUUACGGUAUUUUACGCAAACAUAACCCGGAGAAGAGACAGAAUAAAGACCCAAGCAAAGUUACCCUAUAAGAAUUUAUUUUUUCAAUACAUUUCAGAUGAGUCUGUGGAAAUCCAAAGAUGCACUGGUAUACAAAAGAUAAUUGAUGCAUCAAAGGCUCUUUUUUUUUCUUACAAUGAAAUGCAGAAUCUCUUCUAAGAAAUUACUUGCAUUUAAUAAUAUGGCAUUAAACAGCUCUCUCAAAAUCACAUUUUGGCUACUUUUGUCCUUUUGUUUCUUUUAAAACUUUCAAUUCUAAGAUACUAGAAUUUGUAAAAUACGCAAAAAUGAUAUAGUAUAAGCCAGUAGAAUUUCACAAAAAA